GGGGGGGCACCUAUUAAAGAAACAAAAAGUUUUAUUCGGAACGUGGGAAAUAAGCCAUUACCUAAUCGUCACAAUUUCAGUAAACGUAAAUUCAUGUGGUUUGAUGUUAUGCAACUAACAAUACACCAGUUAUCUACCAGCCAUUUAAUAAACUUAAAACUAAUUAAAGCCUUCGCUACACUGUAUUCAAAAACACUAACAUAUUUACCUAUUUAAAAGAAAAUAUUCACAGAAAUUUUAAUUAAUUUCCAAAAACUUAACCUCAAUUUGUGACAGUUGCCCUAACCUCAAAAAUGUCCCUAACCCAACGUCAAAUUGCCAAAAUCCUCAAACAGGCUCACUCGGGUGACAUUGCCCCCAUUUCCGCUUUAAAAUGCCACUGGAGUGUCUUAAAAUACCAAGACACUGGUGACACAAUCUUGCACUGUGCCUCCCGUUUGGGGCACAUCGAAACCGUCCAAUAUCUCCUGUCUUUCGAGCCCCCGAGUGUCGACUGUACAAAUAACGACAACAAAACAGCCCUGCAUGAGGCGGCUCAAUUCUCACAACCCGAAAUUGUGAAACUGCUACUCGAUAAGGGGGCUCAAGUCAACGCUUUGAAACGUGCCGAUUGGACCCCUUUAAUGUUGGCUUGUACGAAAACGUGUCUCGAGACUGUCGAAAUUUUGGUGGAUAGUGGCGCUUUAAUUAAUUAUAGAAACAAAGACGGGUGGACAUGUAUGCAUUUGGCGGCAAGAGGGGGCUGUGGGGCUAUUUUCAAGUAUCUAGUCGACAAAGGGGGCGAUUGUGCAACGAAGACCAAGAAUGGUAGAAGUGUGUUACAUGUAGCAGCUUUGCAUGGAAAUUUUGAAAUUGUCAAAAUUUUGCUCGAUUUAGGGAUUUUAGAUGUUGAUGUUAGGGAUAAUUGUGGUAACACUGCGUUGCACGAAGCUGUACUAGGGCGGCAUCGGGAUAUUUGUAGUUUACUGAUUGAAAACGGGGCCGAUAUUUUUUGUAAUAAUAAUGUUGAUUUUAAUUUAUUGUUUUUAGCUACUAGUGAAGGUUACGUUGAUUUAAUUGAAUAUAUUCUUGAGCUAGGUUUUGACAUAAAUGUUACUAAUUCAAAUGGGUUUACUGCAUUGCACUGUGCGGCUAGAAAACAGCAAAAAGACAUGUAUCAAUAUUUAAUAAAAAUGGGAGCUGACAAGGAAAUUAAGGAUAAUUUUGGAAGAGUUGCCUUUGACUAUUUGAAAUAAUACGUAAGGAUUACAGUUUCCUGUAUUAUCAAAGAAGGAAAAUAAUAAUAUGUAAUUUAUUUAACAUAAUUUGAAAUAUUCGCAUGUCAAGCAUAGUUACACUAUGUACAUGAUAUUACAAUGUAAAUAAAUAAUUGGAGAUGGUGCAAUACUGUAAAAAUUCAAUUAUUGUCUAUUAAACCUAUUUGUUGUUC
Messenger RNA from Tribolium madens (black flour beetle), 1429 nucleotides. RefSeq names its product ankyrin repeat domain-containing protein 16-like. The record is from RefSeq and is a predicted model, not a curated record. Bases 294 to 1235 code for a protein of 313 amino acids. Lineage: Eukaryota; Metazoa; Arthropoda; Insecta; Coleoptera; Tenebrionidae. Gene Ontology annotation, molecular function: protein binding. The transcript has a single exon.